AUGGCAGCACCAGAAAACAUUCCAGUUGAGAAAUGUCUAGAAGAGUACAAGUCCUCUUUCAGAAGUGAUCUGUUAAAAGGAAAAGUUGCAUUCAUUACAGGAGGAGGUUCUGGCAUUUGCUUCACAAUAGCUGAAAUUUUCAUGAGACAUGGAUGUGACACUGCCAUCUCUGGUAGGAAAUUGGAGCGGCUGAAGCUGUCGUCUAAGACUUUAAGUGAAGCAACAGGUCAUAGAUGUUUGCCUAUACAAAUGGAUGUCCGAAAACCCCAAGAGGUUAUUGAUGCUGUUGACAAUUGCCUUAAGGAAUUUGGUAGAAUCGACAUCUUGAUCAAUGGAGCUGCUGGCAAUUUUCUGUGCCCAUUGGAGAAUAUGUCUUUUAAUGCAUUCAAAACAGUGAUAGAGAUUGAUACCCUUGGGACCUUCAAUGUCAGCAAAGUGGUCUUUGAUAAAUUCUUCAAAAAUAAUGGAGGAGUGAUUAUAAACAUAACAGCCAUGUUGCACCAUAGAGGCACAAUUUUACAAGCUCAUGUAGGGAGUGCUAAAGCUGCUAUAGAGACGCUUACAAAGCAUCAGGCCUUGGAAUGGGGCCCAAAAGGAGUGAGAGUUUUGUGUGUGGCUCCUGGACCAAUAGGUGAUACUGAAGGAAUGAGCAGACUCGGUAUGGGUGCUUCAGCUGAGGACGUGGGUCUUAGAAUUCCAAUUCGACGUAUGGGUACCAGAAAGGAGAUUGGAGAAAUCUGUCUGUUUUUGGUAUCCGACAUGGCAGGCCUCAUAACCUCCUCAACAAUUGAGGCUGAUGGAGCAUCUUGGUUGGCAGAUGGCAGCGAAGAAAAACGUAUUGAGAUGUAUAAAGCAUUAAUGUCAAAAAUGUGA
Messenger RNA from Candidula unifasciata, 873 nucleotides. NCBI's taxonomy places the organism in Eukaryota, Metazoa, Mollusca, Gastropoda, Stylommatophora, Geomitridae. The record is from the annotation of a GenBank genome assembly.